AUGGAGUCCCAACAAGAAAAAUGCCUUCCAGUGACACAGGGAACCCAAACACAACGAUGCUGCUCGAAAUGGUGGAUAUUUAAAAAUGACUUUAAGCACGCCAGUCGCUUAGACGGACCAUAUGCUUUCUUUGUUUGCCUCUGUGGUUUUAUUUGCGUCUUAAUCCCCAUCGGUUGUGCAUAUUCCUAUGGUCUUCUCUUUCCAGUGCUUCUAGUCGAGUUUAAGGAGGGAAAAGCUAGGACAGGUAAGUUGUUCAUUUGUUCGAAUCCAAGAGUAAUAAUACCUCCACAGAGAGGGGGAGGGGGGGGGAAGGGCAGGACGGGGAGGAGGCAAACCUCCCGUCUCCCGUAUCGUUCAUUCCAGGCUCCCGCCCCUUUUUUUCCCUACCUCCUCAAUUUAGCCAAUUGCAAAUACUAAGCACUGUUGUGAAAAUUUUUGGCCUAUCUCUCCCGCUUUUACCCUUUAAGACUCCCACCUCCCGCUCUUUCGUUCCCCGCCUCUCGUACCCAUCCGCACUCUAUUCUCUCGUGCUCUAACCCCUGUUUAGUUUUGCUUCAGUCCGUCAAUAAGUCGUUUGUACGGUGCCAGUAACUGUUGACUACGAUUCAGAGGCGUUUGUUCUUGGUUAGCAAACCAGUUAGGUUUAAUACCAGCAACAGACGUGAUAUAACUCACUUUGACCCUGAUGAGUCUCUACGUUCACUCAGGCGAUGAUGCUCUCAACCUAUUUAGUGUUUCUAUGAUCUUAAUGCAUUUUAUCUCCGCAGCUUGGGUAGGUUCUCUGGCUUAUGCAUCCGGUAGUCUCUUUGGGCCUUUUGUUGGACUUCUCUGCGAUCGAUUCAGCCAUCGCAAAGUUGCAGUGGGUGGGGGGAUGUUAGCUUCCCUGAGUCUCUUUGCGACAUCUCAAGCACCCAGUUUAACAAUGAUGUACUUCACCUUUGGUCUGACAUUCGGCCUCGGUUGCAGCUGUUUAUAUUUCGUUUCCCUGACCAUAUUACCCAAGUACUUUCUGAAGAGACGCGCAUUAGCAACAGGACUGGUUCUUAUGGGUCCUUGCGCAGGCUUGAUAGUUAUGAGCCCCAUCAUUCAGAGCCUGUUAAACGCUACCACAUGGAGGGUCACAUUAAUAGCCAUGGCGGGAAUGACGCUGAUCACCUGCUUUCUAUCACUUUCAUUUGAUUCGAACGUUCCAAAAGAUGAGUGUCAAGUUAUAAAGACAGUGGAUGAAAGCUCUGAUGUCAGGUCUUCUUUAGUUGUAUUGGCCUCUGCCAGGAAAGCUGAAUCAUCCCAAUUAUGUUCAACUUUAAUCUUUUCCUACUUGAAGAAUAAGGAGUUUGUGAUACACUUGAUUGCCAGCGUCACUUGUUUUUGUGGUCUAACCAUUCCUAUUGUACAUAUGGUAAGUUUGCACGGCGCUAGGGAAGUAAUGUAAUCAAACAACUCUGGUCAAACUCUAAGUCAUGAUUUCUGCGUCUUGAUAGAUUUAGCCUUUGAAUUUAUUUGAAUCAAUGUAACAUUCUGACGGACUGCCAAUCUACCGCCCUUCCCUUAAACCAACAUUGUGUUAUACUGUGAAUUUAAUGGGUUAGGGGAGCGGGGCUAGGUGGAAAGUUUCCGAGGAUCUUACUAUACUGAUUCUUUUUGGUUGUAAUCCAUAGUAAUCUCCGCCAUCCUAGGUAGCACUUAGCCCCUUAUGGCUUAUUACUUCGUCUUUGGCUUAUUCCUUUUUUACCUAAGUAAUAUUUCGAGUUUUCCUUCAAUUCCAAGAUAAUUUUCUACGUGACCAAAAAUGGAUCCAGUUAUCGCGAAAGAGCUCCUUCAAUUACAAAAGAGCCACGAAAACAAAUAACAAGAACGCUUGGAACCAGAUAAGGCGUAAACCAUGCUCAUAUGAUUUUUGCAACGAUUCAAUAACAUAAGUUCUGUUGCACUCAUACGCCAUGAGGUUCAAACAAAACAAGAUAAACCCACAAUUGCGGCCACUGUGACUGCUGUUCAGAUCAUCUACUGCUACCAAAUGCAAUUAGACUUGAAAAUUUUGGCUUCUCCGGUUUACGGAGGGGAAAAAUCUCCGUGUCAAACUGGACUGUAUUUUUGUUUACUUUUCAUCAUUUCAGUUUUGUUCUUGUUUGUUUUUACUUUUUUUUUUUUUACCCAGGCUCGUUAUUGCCAAGAACAAGGAAUAGACGCAAACCGAUCGUUUGUGAUGUACUUGUUCAAUGGGGUGGCAUCAGUAUUACUCAGGGCUCUGACAGGACACAUAUGUGAUAUAAAGAAAUUAGAUCCCAGAUGGGUCUUGCAAAUAGCCAUGUUCCUUGCGGGUAUCAUUUCCGUACUUAUGACACAUUUUCGCUCAUACAACGAGUUGUUUGCGUGUUUUGUUCUCUAUGGGGUUAUGGAUGGCACUAUAGUUUCUUCCUUGAACAUCUUGGCUCUUUAUACGCUCUCACCGGAGGAGAGACCUCAAGGGUUUGGAUUCUUCCACCUCUGUAUUGCAAUUUCACUCGCGGCCGGUCCACCGUUUGGAGGUAUGUAUGAGCUAAAUACCCGGCAAGGGGAAAGGGGGGGGGGGGGGAGGCUAUCAGUAAAGUUUUGAACUGUAAACUAAAGCUGCACAUCAAAGGAUUUUACUAACAAAUUUUGGGGGCCGUAUAACUGUGCUUAGAUUGCUCCAGACGCUUGCUUUAGAUUUUCCAUGUAUUUGUCUGCAUUUUUUUUCCAGGAAAUUUUAGUCGGCACGUAGAAGAAAUUAUUACAGACAAAUCUAUGAAAAAUUAGAAAAGUGAUUCUAGCACAUGUAGCUGCAUGUAACGCCCUCAAUUAUUUUCAGUAGAAUCGUUAGGAGUGAAGCUUUUGAUUACAUUUCAUAUUUUUUUCCAGAACAGCCGUUUUACGGAAAUUAUUCGACAUCAGGUUCUUAUACAAACACUGUGAUUUCUCACGCGGUUGCCUACUCGUCAAGAUGGCUUCCAAAACCGUGAAAAGGUCUAUAAGAACCUCAUUCACAAGAGGAAACAUGCUACUUAAUUACAAAUCAAUACUAUGCCGUUGAAUUAUGAUCAUGAAAUGCAUCCCAUAAGUCCAGACUGUCAGCAAUCCCUAGUGACUGUAACGAACUAAUCGUGCCAAGCUACUGCUACGCUACUAGUAAGAAACUGCUUGCAUUCUAUGGGCCAUUUUGAUACUGGGUGGGUUGUUGUUGUGUCAAACACCAGUACAGAACAGUUUCAGGGUCGCCAUCGCUUCAUCUAUUGGUUGAUGCGAGGUUGCGCGGGAAACCGGGUCAAAAUCCGUACCCCAAAUCAGUCCCAUAAUGCAAUUCAACACUGACUCAGUCCCAAUAGGUUAAUUUGACGGACGAAAUUGGUGAACUUUAUAAUUCCUCUCAUCGACAGUAAGGUCAUUUGUGCUAUUUCUCUUUUUGCUUCUUUUUUCGUAGGAUUUCUAGCAGACCUAUCUGGUGCCUACACCCUGACAUUCUAUAUCGCAGGAACGUUUCAUGUCGUAGCUGGUUGUAUAUUGUUUUUGUCAUAUUGUGUUAAAGGUACAAAGCGCAGUCGAGAGGACUUAACUAAAAUGUUGCCACUAGAAAAUUUUGUUAUUAUUGAAAAGGUCACUGUUUUAUAACGGAAAGAAAUUGGAAUAUGAAACAUAAACACAAUUUUCCGCCAUGAGAAAGAUGGACUACGAGCAGUCUCUCUUUUUUCUUGGUCCGUGAAGCAAAACGCUCGAGACACGCAAAUGACCACGCGGGUUACUUAAGGUGCGAGACGGGACAGGCUGCCACCCUCGUUUCUCGCGUCUCGCGGCUUCGCCGCUCGACGCUUGCGCGCGCGUGCACUCCCCUCACUAAAUAUGAACAAAAAGAGAGACUGCUCGCAGUCUAUGUGAAAGAACGCAAUUCCUGAAACUCGCGCAUCCUGGAUAAUUUAAAGCAAUAGAGUAAGCAAGGAGAUCAUGUAAAUCACCAAACAAUUUUAAGUUUAUUUAGUUAAUUUGACGUACUUGUUACUGCUAAUGUCAGCAAGCAGGGGUCUCAAUCUGUUAUAAAUCUUUUUGGGGCAUGUAUCUAAGGCACUUUCGGCUGAGAAUGCCGUAAAAUAAAUAGUUAAC
This is a messenger RNA of Porites lobata, 4113 nucleotides long. The record is from the annotation of a GenBank genome assembly. Lineage: Eukaryota; Metazoa; Cnidaria; Anthozoa; Scleractinia; Poritidae.